AUGGUCCGCUACCGCACGAGGAGCCCGAGCGAGCAUCUGCGCCAGGGGUACAGGCUGCAGAACCCUGAGCAGAAGCAAAUAGGCGAGGACCAAGAGCAGGAGCAGUGGCUGAGCCCAGACAGCAUCCAGGUCCACGCAAGGACCCACAGAACCCGCUGUCGCUCUAGGCGCAGGCGCUGCUCCCGGAGGAGGCUGUACCGCAUCCACAGACGGCGGCGCCGGUCCUGCGGCAGACGCCGCCGCCGCUGUUGCAGGCGUAGGCAUCGCAGAGGCUGCAGAAGGAUGAGGAGGAGAUACAGACGGUACUAA
Molecule: messenger RNA, 309 nt
Organism: Orycteropus afer afer
Lineage: Eukaryota; Metazoa; Chordata; Mammalia; Tubulidentata; Orycteropodidae
Source: RefSeq, a predicted model, not a curated record